CAUAAGACGGCCCGUCUUCCGCUCAACUAUGAUACAACUUCUCAGGAACAACUCUACACAAAUGCGUUACACACUCAUCCUCUCCGCUCUCUUCGCGACCCUGGCAAUUGCUGGACCUAUGCAACUCUUCCCCCGCGACGUUUGUUGCUGUUAUUCUGGCGACAGCCAUGACGAAAAAGAUUGUGUAUGGCAUCAUCUUCAGUAUGUGCAUGCGAGUGAUUAUGGUGACGCAGAUUGUGAAAACAUCGAUUGUGCUUAUAUCGAUGAGCAGGACGCUGGCUUGACUGAAGGCGAGACCGAUAGUCCCUAAGGGAAAAUGGGGUUUGAAGCAGAGUGAGAUUGGGAUUUGGUGGUGACGGUGGAAAGAGGUAUACAGCAGAUAUACUUUUCGUAAUCGGUUGCGUACAUUUUCACAUCUCGGACAUGCUGCCGAAGAUCCAGUCACCAAGUCGAUUCGCGACAGGUUUUAGACAGAUGGCCCAGGUUUCCUGUUAUGAGGAUUGGGUUCCGAGCUCGAGAGAGAUAGCUGACUAGCCAGAGGUUAACAGAUGUUGAUAGAUGCAUGGAUAGCUAUGUAUAACACGUUCAUGUGAGAUGUCAGACAAGC
Aureobasidium subglaciale EXF-2481 is the source of this 607-nucleotide messenger RNA. RefSeq lists its product as uncharacterized. The record is from RefSeq and is a predicted model, not a curated record. The coding region runs from base 29 to 310 and encodes 93 amino acids. The transcript is spliced from 4 exons. Lineage: Eukaryota; Fungi; Ascomycota; Dothideomycetes; Dothideales; Saccotheciaceae.